UUCUCCACUCCUUCUGGUGACUUCUCCUUGUGGCAACCAGGUUUACAGAGAAAGGCCGUUCCUGGAAAAGGAGAACGCCAAGAUGAGCAUGAAGAAGUCUCCCGCGGAGCUGAAGAGCAUUUUUGAAAAGUACGCAGCCAAAGAAGGUGAUCCAGACCAGCUGUCCAAGGACGAGCUGAAACAACUAGUUCAGACGGAAUUUCCAAACUUACUCAAAGGUCCAACUACCCUGGAUGACCUCUUUCAAGAACUGGACAAGAAUGGAGAUGGGGAAGUUAGUUUUGAAGAGUUCCAGGCGCUAAUAAAAAAGAUAUCCCAGUGAUGGAAAAACCAGCUACCCUGAGCUCGGACAGUGCUCAGAAGCAGCCCCGGCCACCAGAGAGAGGUGGCCCAUCUGCAAGGAACCCCUGCUGGUUUCCUCCUGCUCUGGUGAUGACAUUAAGUAAUGUGAAUAAAGACGUUCACUGAUA
Echinops telfairi (small Madagascar hedgehog) is the source of this 470-nucleotide messenger RNA. RefSeq names its product S100 calcium binding protein G (gene S100G). Bases 83 to 322 code for a protein of 79 amino acids. Gene Ontology annotation, molecular function: transition metal ion binding; calcium ion binding. Gene Ontology annotation, cellular component: cytoplasm. The transcript is spliced from 4 exons. The record is from RefSeq and is a predicted model, not a curated record. Lineage: Eukaryota; Metazoa; Chordata; Mammalia; Afrosoricida; Tenrecidae.